AUGGUUCUUUUGGUAGAUAGGCUUUGCCGUUCCCUUAAAUUGUCGUCCAAACUGGAAAAUCACCAUCACCAUAGCCGUAGCCAUCACCAGCCAGAGCUUUUGCAAUCCAAUGCUUCAUUUCAAGCUUUCCUGUCCGAUGUUUCGGAUGGAUUGAAACAACUGUGUUUGGAUUCGAAACCCGGAUCAGAGUUUCUGUCCUCAUCGUGGAUUCAAGGAUGUUUGAAGCAGAUGCUUCUCAUGAACAGGAGUUUUGCAAAGCUGGUGAUGGAUAUAGAUUACCCCAUGAGUAGGUGGGAGGCUGCUUCUGUGGAAGAAUAUCUCAAGUACAGCUUGUACUUGCUGGAGCUCCUCAAUUGCAUAAGUUCAUCUCUUUCUCAUCUGGGUCAGGCUCGGAUCGUGCUGUCUCAUGCUCUGAGUCUUCUCAAGAACUCGCCUUCGUCGGCGAGGGAUCGUCUAAGGGCGAUUCAAUUGAAGAGCUUCGGUAAGGAUUUCAAGGAAGAGCGGAACAAGGAGAAGGAAGAUCGUCAAAGGCUUCUCUGCGGCAAGGAAGCGGUUGUGCAUCAAGCUCUGCUUGCGAUGAGGAGCACGGGGUUUUGGGUAUGUGGGGUUGUGCUGUCCAGCCUCUGUGCAGAUGCUAAGCCAUACUUGGAAAUGAGAAAAUGGGCAAAUGGGUUUGGUGAAUCUUUGUUAACAGGUUUUGAUUCCAGUGUUUGGAAAGAGAUGAUGGAGAAAAGGGGUGUUUUGAAGGAGGUGAAAGAGGUAAAUAGUGCAGUGGCUUGCCUUGUGGCAGCUAUAGAUACAGGAAAAGUUGGGGAUUCAGCUGAGGAAUUGAAAAGGAGAUUGGAAGUUCUUGAGCAACAAUUGGAGUGUGUAGGGAAGGAUGCAGAUCUUCUGUUUUCAGAAGCUUUGGCGGCUAGAAAUGAAUUGUUGGGUGGGCUUAGGCAGCAGAUGCAAUGGCAACAAUCACAUGAUACGACAAUAACAUAUUCAAAGUUAAACAAUUUUCUCUCUGCUGGUAGCAAUUGUAACGUUCCUGAUUCAAAGUUGAACAAUAUUCUCUAUGCUGAUAGCAAUUAUAAUGUUCCUGGUGAAACAGAGGACAGCGCAGGGUUCUGA
Messenger RNA from Malania oleifera, 1116 nucleotides. Its product is annotated as protein BPS1, chloroplastic-like. NCBI's taxonomy places the organism in Eukaryota, Viridiplantae, Streptophyta, Magnoliopsida, Santalales, Ximeniaceae. Bases 1 to 1116 code for a protein of 371 amino acids. The transcript has 3 exons. The record is from RefSeq and is a predicted model, not a curated record.